This is a messenger RNA of Humulus lupulus (European hop), 3957 nucleotides long. RefSeq lists its product as uncharacterized. Gene Ontology annotation, molecular function: RNA-DNA hybrid ribonuclease activity; nucleic acid binding. The transcript has a single exon. The record is from RefSeq and is a predicted model, not a curated record. Lineage: Eukaryota; Viridiplantae; Streptophyta; Magnoliopsida; Rosales; Cannabaceae. Bases 1 to 3957 code for a protein of 1318 amino acids.
AUGUGUAAAAAGGAGAGGAUGGAGGUUGUUAGUAAGGAAUUGGGGUUUGAAGGGUGUGUGGCCGUAGAAGCGGCGGGGCAUAGUGGGGGCUUAGCGUUGAUGUGGACUAAUCAUCAGGCGAUCCAGUUACUCAGUUUUAGCUCUAAUCACACUGAUGUUGAGAUUUGUAUAGCUGGACAUCCUAAGUUUCGUUUGACUGGUUUCUAUGGCGAGCCUCGUCGUCAGUUAUGUCCUCAAUCAUGGUCGUUGAUUCGUCGAUUAGCGCAGGUGUCACUCUUACCUUGGUGUGUUAUUGGAGAUAUGAACAAUGUGUUGUCUCAAGAUGAUAAGAGAGGUGGUAGAAGUUAUCCGGCCUGGCUUGUGCAGGGGUUUCAAGAUGUAGUGGCUGACUGCAAUCUGUUAGAUAUGGAUUUGAUGGGAUAUCCUUUUACGUGGGAGAAGGGUAGAGGCAGUCAGAAUUGGGUUGAAGUUAGACUGGAUAGAGCUCUUAUUUGUGGUCGUUGGCAGAGCCUUUUCCCUCACGCUAGAUUGGUUAAUAUGGAAGUGUCGCUGUCUGAUCAUACCCCCCUUUGGCUUGACAUUGGGCUCUCAAAGAAGAAAAGCUUUGUUAGAACAUUCAGAUUCGAGAAUGCUUGGGCCAGGGAGCCUAUGUGCCGUCAAAUUAUUCAGGAUAUUUGGUUGCGGUAUCAAAUGGACCCUCUUUAUCCUAAAAUCAAGUGUUGUAGUACGGCGCUGGCGGAGUGGGGUCGCAAUAUAAUUGGCUGUUUCAAAGAGAGAAUAACCCAGUGUAACAAAAUUCUGAGGCAGAUCAAGGGUAGAAGGGAUGAGGAAGCUGUAGUGCGGUAUAAGGAGGUCCAUGCUCAAUUAUUUGAGGUCCUUUCACAAAAAGAAGUUUACUGGAAGCAGCGGUCAAAGCAAAUGUGGCUCCAAGCGGGUGAUCAGAACACGAAAUAUUUCCAUGCUUGGGCAAACAUAAGAAGGAGAAGGAAUCAGAUUCGGUCUCUAAAGGAUGUUGAGGGCAGGUCAGUUGAUUGGGACAGUGGUCUGGAUAAGCUUAUGGUGGAUUAUUUCUCAGAAUUAUUUACCGCGUCUGACACUUGCUGGGAUAGAGUCAUCUCAGGCGUUCAGGGGCAGAUUUCAGAGGAGUUGAAUCAUACUUUGAUGGCCACUAUUGACAAGGACGAAGUGAGAGCAGCCCUUUUUCAAAUGCACCCAGAUAAAUCACCAGGACCAGAUGGGUUCAAUCCAGGCUUCUAUCAGAAAUACUGGGAUAUUGUGGAACCUGAUGUUUUGAGCGUUGUGCAGGGCUUCUUUGAGCGUGGAGUGUUUGAUGACCACCUGAUGGAGACUAAUAUUGUGCUGAUACCCAAAAAGUCACAACCUGAAUCUAUGAGUGACUUAAGACCAAUUGCCUUGUGUAACAUUAUAUACAAGAUUGUCUCCAAGGUGCUGGCUAAUAGGUUGAAGAUUGUUCUGCAUCAUGUUAUUUCUGAGUCUCAGAGUGCCUUUAUCCCAGGAAGACUUAUUACUGAUAAUAUAUUAGUAUCUUUCGAGGUGAUGCACUAUAUGAAGAGGAAAAUGGCGGGGCACAAAGGAGUGAUGGCCAUAAAACUAGACAUGAGUAAAGCGUAUGAUAGAGUGGAGUGGGGUUUCCUCAGAGCUAUGUUACACAAGAUGGGUCUAAACGAGCACUGGAUCAAUCUGAUAAUGGUUUGUGUUAGUAAGGUGAAAUAUAAAAUCACGACGGAAGGCAAAGAACUGGGUCCCAUUAUUCCCAGUAGAGGGCUUCGUCAAGGGGAUCCUCUAUCACCAUAUUUGUUCCUUAUAUGUGCUGAAGGUCUAUCUGCCCUCAUAGCUGACUUUGAGCGACAAGGUAAAAUUAAAGGGUGUAAAGUGGCAAGAACAGCCCCAGUGAUUUCCCAUAUGUUUUUCGCAGAUGAUGCCUAUUUAUACUGCAGAGCAACACAGGAAGAGGCUACUCAUGUCAUGGAAGUCCUGAAAUUAUUUCAGAUGGCAUCUGGUCAACAGGUUAAUUUACAUAAGUCCUCAGUGUUCUUUAGUGCUAACACAGUUCCAGAUAUGAGGAAGGAUAUUUGCUCUAUUUUGAAUAUGAAUGAAGCGUCUGUUAAUACUAUGUAUAUGGGAUUACCAAAUAUACUAGGCAGGAGGAAGAGUGCAAUUUUGGGAUUUCUAAAAGAUAGGAUGCGUGCAAAAAUUCAGAGCUGGGAGAGCAAGUUUUUAUCAAAAGCUGGUAAGGAACUUCUUAUCAAAUCGGUGGCCCAGUCACUCCCAUCGUACGCAAUGAGUGUAUUUCUUAUUCCAGUGGGUUUGUGUAAGGAUAUGGAACAGCUUAUGUGUAAGUUUUGGUGGAAAACAGAUCCCAGGAACAAUCGUGGCAUCCAUUGGCAAAACUGGGAUAAACUAUCGAUACAUAAAUCUAAAGGAGGAAUGGGGUUUAGGAGUCUUCAUGAUUUUAACUUGGCUUAUCUAAGCAAGCAGGGGUGGAGACUAAUUUGUAGACCCCAAAGUUUGGUAGGUAGGUUGUUCAAAUCAAGAUAUUUUGCCAAUGGUACUUUUCUCUCAGCCGAACUUGGGAGUAAUCCAAGCUAUGUGUGGAGAAGCAUGUUUGAAGCUAUUUCUCUGGUUAAAGAUGUAGCCCGAAUGAAGGUGGGUAAUGGUGGUUCAAUUCGUAUGGGCAUAGACCCCUGGCUGCCGUGUGAAAACCAUUCUACACCUAGGGGUCUCCACGAUUCUUUGAAGAAUAAUCUGGUUAAAUCCCUCUUGGAUCCGGUCACGAAGGAGUGGGAUAAAGACUUGAUACUGGACCUAUUUCAACCUGAAGACGCCUACCUUAUUCUGAGCAUUCCCCUUAGUACUAACACAGAUGAUACAUGGUAUUGGGCUCUUGAAAAGUCAGGCAAUUUCUCAGUCAAAAGCUUAUAUCGGCUCUUGCAGGAAAGAAGGGAAGAUGCGGCUAUGGCGGCACACGCAGAUCUCUGGGUUAAAUUAUGGAAGCUUAGAAGUCCUCCCAAGGUGAAAGACUUGCUUUGGCGUUCAUCAACAGGUUGUCUCCCCACAAGAAUGCAGCUUAGCUUGAAGCAUGUUGAUAUUGAGAUGAAUUGCCCUUAUUGCCCCUUUGAACCUGAAUCAAUUACACAUUGCCUCAUCAAUUGCCCCUUUGUUCAUAAUUGUUGGAGACGUUCUGGGCUGGCUGUUGAAAGCCCGUUCUUGGGUUCGUUUGGAAACUGGUUAGAUCACUGCCUGCGCGAUAAGGAUGAGAGUGAGUGCCAAAAAAUUGCCUCUCUGCUAUGGAGUAUAUGGCGUACGCGUAACAACUUGGUGUGGCAUCAUAAAAAGAUGUCUCCAGCUUCUGUUGUCUUCUUGUCCAGCUCAAUGCUUAAUCAGUGGAUCCAGGCACAAAACAAGAUUGAGGUGCCUCUUGCUGCUUUCUUGACUGAUGCAGAUGGCGCAGAUACAUGGCAAAAACCAUCUGCUGGAGGUAUAAAAAUAAAUGUGGACACAGCUAUUUUCUCCAAUUUUGGCUCUUUCAGCUAUGCUUGUAUUGCUAGAAAUGAAGCAGGGAAUCCUAUUGAGGCAAUAACUAGCUGUAAGCAGGGGUCAAUGUCUCCAGAACUAGCAGAGGUCAUGGGGAUCAGGGAAGCCUUAAGUUGGAUCAAACAGAAGAAAUGGUCGAAUGUUACAAUUGAAACCGAUUGCCUACUGGUGAUACAAGCUCUUCGCAGCAAUGCUACUAUGGCCUCAUACUUUGGUGAUAUUGUAUUCGAAUGUAAAAGAUUGAGCCAAGUGAGUAGUAAUAUUUCUAUUGUUUUUGUAAAACGGUCCGCAAAUAAGGUGGCUCAUGCGUUAGCUCGAGCAUCUUAUAUUCCCGCUGAUCGUAUUUUUAAGGUGGGGGAUAUCCCAUCCUCUAUUAUGGAUGUAUUGUUGAAUGAAGUUUGA